AUGGUAUCCUCUGAUGUAUUUGGGACUUCGCCACUAGGAGACACAAGACGUCAACCGUUGCACGUUGAUUCUUCAUCCCCUGACCUCCCAUCGCUUCGCGACGUUUUAACGACGAAAGCCACAUCCCAACCUUCGGUACACAAUGGAAGCGGAGCAGAAACACUUUCGAGGGAUGGACCAUCUGGCUUCAUCUCUGCUCGCCAACUCUAUCCAGCAACAGAAUCCGCGCCAAAUGUUGUUUCGACAUCAUCGACGGGAUCGCCUUGGGCAUUGUCCCAUCACGGUGAACCCACUGGACUCACAGAAGAUGCACCUGGAAACGGUGGAUUUAUCGCUGGGGACAAUGAGCCACCAAAAGAACGAGAGGAACAUAUAGAGGUGAUCAAAAUCACAGGCAAGUCGACCAGAAAGCCUCGCCAACAGAAGGUGUCAAAACAAGUUGCACCUAAACGGGCUGCCAAGCCUAAACCAGCGACAAAGAAGCAGUCGAGCAAAGCAGCUAGCAAAGACCAUAGCCCUGCAGAGGAUAAUGAUGAUGACAAACAAAAGAAAGUCAAGGCUGCGAAGCCAAGGAAGAAAACCGGUACUAUGAGUAGCCACUUUCCACCACCAGGGGAGUCCAAGGAUUUGGAAAAGGCGAAACAGAUUGAUGUGAAUGAACCCCUUCAUCUGGAACAAGCACCUGCACGGAGAUUGGACUGGACCCCUCCAGCUCAAAAGACUAUUGUCGAUAUUGAGUCAGAUUCAUCUGUUUUCAAAAAGUCAGGGUCUUCUGAGGCGGAUCAGCAGCCUGUCUUCAAGAACCUUGUCGAGGGUUACUCUUGCAUGGAAGAGCCUAACGAAUCGACAUCUCACAGCAUAACGAAUGCUUCAGACGAAGACUCCAGUUUCCUCAAGAAACGAAAGCGCAUCGAACUUUUAGCGACAAAGGCCACCGAUCCACCAGCUAUGGCACCUGACAAGUCUCCAACGAAGAAGGCCCCCAAAAAGAAGAGGCCCAGGACUAUUACGGAACUUGCAACGGCUGCGUACCGAGUGCCUAGUCAGCCAGAUACUGAGCCUCCAAACGCUUCUAUUCUUGACCAUUUCCCCACUACUGACAAGGAGACUGGGUCUCUGACUGAUGAGCAUCGAAAGAAUGUUAAGGGCAAAAGCACAUCACGACGGAAACCAUCGAAAGCCCCUAAAAAGAAAGUGCCCCCAAAGCCCGUGUUGUUGUCACCCAGUGCGGCUUUGGCCCAGGUUGCUAACCAGGAUUUUGUUUUCGGAACCUCAAGCCAGCUUGCCAGAGAAGAAUCCCCGACUGUCCUCAGGGAUCUUCAGGCAGCCUUGAGACAGUCCAAUCAGCACCACGACAUAGAUCUCAACAUACCUUGGAAUAGUGAUGCGAUAGAAUCGCCGCAACCACGAAGUAACCUUUGGGAUGCAGCUGCUCGUGAUGCAGAAGGGGAUCUCUUCGAUGUCGAAGUAAUCAAUCUUGCAGACGACACAGGACUCUCGGAGGUUGGUCACAUUUCAAACCCAUUUGGAUAUCAACUGGGUGCAGACGAUUCCGUCAUUUGUGUCGAGAGCCGUGUGCUCAAUGAUCAUAUUCCACCUGCCCACCCUUGCGACGAUAGGCCAUCGCCUGAUGAGAAGGACCUGGUCGACUCAGGAGCUGGCUCCCCAUACUUUUCCGACAGUGAACUGUCAACAAGGACUGAUAUUCAUCGCCCGCCGCUAGCACAAACAGAAUUUGGGCAGGCAAAUCAAAUGAUGACGGCAGAAGAACCUGAGAGCUUACCCGAGCUCCCACCACAACCACCUCGGCCCAAUUAUGAAGCGUUCACAGACAUUCGCUUGGCAAGAGAAAUAAAAGGGUUUGGUUUCAAACCCAUCAAGCGGAGAAGUGCGAUGAUUGCACUACUCGACCAAUGUUGGCAGAGUAAGUCUCGCAUAGGCCAGGCCAGCCUCCAUACCAACACCAAGUUAUCUUCACCCACCAAAACUACCAGGGCGACAUCGUCGGCUACUACUAGUAGUCCAAAGAAACCCAGAGGCAGGCCGCGGAAAAACAGUAUUAAUGCUCCUGAGCCCCAGGAACCGCCUCCAUCUGCUCAACCGCCUGAAACCCCCAAGAAGACUCGUGGCAGACCAAGGAAAGACAGUUUGAGUUCGGCACCAGGCGUUGCCUCUCCAAGCAAGCCUAAAUCAGCGGCGAAACCAAAGCGGGCGGCGGCAUCACCUCGCCGCAAGAAGGCUACUGCUAAAUCUGUCAUUGAGAUACCUGAUUCCGAAGAUAACGAGAGCGACUUUGGUUCUUCGCCCGAUACCAACGUCGAACAAAUGUUUUCUUCCCCACCACCAUUGGACAUGUCUCUUACAACUAAUGAUGGCACACCGCUCACAACCACCCAGAGCGAUCAAGAGGCACUUUUGUUUGGUCACAUCACCAAUGCUGUUACAUCUGCCCCGCGUACUACUGACCCGCAAGAGCCAUCCUGGCAUGAAAAGAUGUUGAUAUACGAUCCAAUCGUUUUAGAAGAUCUUGCAGCAUGGCUCAAUACGGGUGAGCUUAGUCGCGUGGGCUAUGAUGGGGAGGUUAAUCCAAAUGAUGUCAAGAAAUGGUGCGAAUCGAAAAGUAUAUGCUGCCUGUGGCGGAUCAGCCUGCGCGGCAGAGAACGGAAGCGAUUUUGA
This is a messenger RNA of Fusarium subglutinans, 2676 nucleotides long. RefSeq names its product structure-specific endonuclease subunit SLX4. Gene Ontology annotation, biological process: DNA replication; DNA repair. NCBI's taxonomy places the organism in Eukaryota, Fungi, Ascomycota, Sordariomycetes, Hypocreales, Nectriaceae. The transcript has a single exon. The record is from RefSeq and is a predicted model, not a curated record. Gene Ontology annotation, cellular component: Slx1-Slx4 complex; nucleus. Gene Ontology annotation, molecular function: DNA binding; 5'-flap endonuclease activity. Bases 1 to 2676 code for a protein of 891 amino acids.